Molecule: messenger RNA, 1473 nt
Organism: Trichomonas vaginalis G3
Lineage: Eukaryota; Parabasalia; Trichomonadida; Trichomonadidae
Product: protein phosphatase regulator protein
Exons: 1
Coding region: 1-1473 (490 amino acids)
Biological process (GO): signal transduction
Cellular component (GO): protein phosphatase type 2A complex
Molecular function (GO): protein phosphatase regulator activity
Source: RefSeq, a predicted model, not a curated record
AUGCAAAAAGUUUCAGACAAAAAAUCAGCUAUACGUAAAGGAAGACUCUCUUGUCCGGGUCUUUCUCCACGUAAACCUGUUAGAAACCAAGCUCCGCCAAUUAUAAUUCCUAUUUCAAGAACUACUCAAGGAAUAUCAACGCCAUAUCAUAAAGUAUCUCGAAUUGGUCUUUCUGAAGUUCCCGACUUCAUUGUUCCUCCUCAAUUUCAUCCAUUAACACCUCAUGCUCAAAUUGUCUAUGAUUUGCCACCACUAAUUCAGCGCGCCUUUCAUUUUAUGGAUUACAGUAUGUGUUUUCACCGAGAUCCAUUCGAAGCAGAUGAGCCAAGUGAAUAUUCCUACGAAGAUUUUCAAAAAAAGACAGACACUCUAAAUUCCAUACUUAAAAUAGUCACUGACCCGGUUUCUCGCCAUGGGCUAUCUCCUGAUGUUUUUAGGAUGCUUUUUGAGAUGGUUUUAAAACAUAUUAUUCAUCCGCUUCCAAAAGUCUCCAAAGAAGCCGAAUUUUCAGAAUACACGAUAACAUAUUAUAUCAAGCACUGGGAACACAUUGUUAUCGUUCAUCAAAUCCUCAGAGCGAUGAUGUUUGAUCAUAGUCAUUUUUCUCCACUUCUUUCGAAGCAAUUCUCGAAGAAACUUGUUGACUGCCUUGAAACACCCCUCCGUUCAGAGCAGCAACAGUUCGAAGAAACGAUUAAAAUCAUCAUCGAAAAUUACGUUGGACAAAGGCAGCAUCUACUUAAGCACAUGAUUUCCAAGCUUAUCAACUACAUAGAGAACAUCAUUGACUACACAAGUAUCGGUUCUAUCCUUAGAUUACUCGUAUCUUACUUUUUGUCACUCGAAACUCCAUUUAGUACGAACAACCAUAAGAUUUUCCGAAAUUUACUCUUCCCUCUCAUAUCAACUUACGAUUCUUCAAAUUUUGAGAAGCCAAUUCAGGAUUUGGAGCUGAUUUUCGCAUCACAGGACCCUGAAAACGCAUUCUGGUGCCUCCAGUACCUAUUUAAUCACCGGCCAAAGACAUCUGUCAAAAAAGAAAUUUUAUUUUAUAAUUUAUUGACGAGUUUACUUCCAUUUUUACCUGAUACUCUGUUCCUUAAUACAGCUCCUAUAGUUGUUAAGCUACUCAGUCGAUGUAUUUCAUCGUCAAACGUUUCUGUUUGUUUAUUUGCGAUUAUGUUCUGCGACAAUCAGGAUUUGAUCAAUACUUUUAAGCCUGUUCCCGAACUUGUUGUUAAAUACUUGCUGCCGGCUACAAAAGAGACUCUGACAAGUCGUGAUGACGAUAUCAAAGAUUAUGGAACGAGUUUAUUGAAUAAACUCACUCCCUUUGAUCACCAGAAAACUAAGAAUACUGAAAAUAAUGAAUAUUUGAUGAAAAAAUGGAUGCAAAUUGCAAAUCUUGCUCAAUUAGUUGAAACUGAAGAAAAACUCUUCAUAUCUUCAAUGCGUUCGAUUUAUGAUAACUAA